Acyrthosiphon pisum (pea aphid) is the source of this 619-nucleotide messenger RNA. Its product is annotated as KRAB-A domain-containing protein 2-like. Gene Ontology annotation, biological process: DNA integration. The coding region runs from base 6 to 599 and encodes 197 amino acids. Gene Ontology annotation, molecular function: nucleic acid binding. Lineage: Eukaryota; Metazoa; Arthropoda; Insecta; Hemiptera; Aphididae. The transcript has a single exon. The record is from RefSeq and is a predicted model, not a curated record.
AUCGAAUGGUUGCGGAAAUAAAAAAUAAGUAUUGUAAUGUAACUAAGGAAUCAAUUAUGCUAUAUUUACAACUUUGUUCACAUUGUCAAAAGAAAUCUACUAAUAGAAAAAUAGGACUGGUUUCCAAACCAAUAUUACACAAUGCUUUUAACUCGAGAGCACAAGUAGGUUUAAUAGAUAUGCAGUCCCAACAUUUUAACGAUUUUCGGUUUAUUUUUUGUUAUCAAGACCAUUUAACCAAAUUCGUAAUUUUAAGGCCUUUAAAAAGUAAACGUGCAGAGGAGAUUGCAUAUAAUUUACUUGACAUUUACACGACCUUUGGCGCACCAGCAAUUUUGCAGUCAGAUAAUGGCCGUGAAUUCGUAAAUUCGACUAUAACUGAACUGCACAAUAUGUGGGAAGAUGUCAAAAUUGUUCAUGGUAAACCGAGGCACAGCCAGAGCCAAGGUUCUGUGGAACGAGCAAAUAGAGAUGUAGAGGAUAUGUUGGCUACGUGGAUGGCAGAAAACAAUAGUACGGAUUGGCCUUCUGGUUUGAAAUUUAUUCAGUUUCAGAAAAACCGAGCUCUUCAUUCAGGUAAAAAAAAGUAUUUAAUAUAAUUAAUAUAAUAUAAAAUAAU